AUGUACGAGUUCCUGUUAAUGAAUAAUUUUAUUGAAAGCAGCAUUCAAAAAGGUUUUACCCCUGGAAUGUCUGGUACAUUUGAACACACAGCACACUUAGCAUUUCUAAUCAAGCAAGCAAAAAAACAACAGCGUUCUCUAACAGUAACUUUGUUGGAUUUAAAAAAUGCUUUUGGCGAGGUUCACCAUCGACUAAUCUCCACUGUAUUGCAAUAUCACCAUAUCCCUGAGCAUUUUCGCAAAUGCGUUGAAAAUGUAUACAGCAACUUUUAUUCAUCUGUGGUUGACUGAUGCAUACCGAAUCAUGUUUUACCUUUUAUGAUGCCUCAGAAUGGAAUACAAUGUAAGUAUUUUAUAUAUUACUUAUUUUAUCACAUACAAGUCUGUAGAUUUUCUAUCUACAUGUAAGUGGAUACUAUAAUCAUUUACCUCCAGUAUCCUACUAUAAUCAUUUACCUCCAGUACCCUGGAUGUAGAUUAUUCAAACCAGGUAAAAUACAUAUUGGGUCAUUCCAGAAAACAUCCAUACCCUCCCCCCACGGAGGAAAUAGGAAGUUAACCCUCUACCCUCUUUGGAUGCCCUAAUACAUUUACUAUUAUCAGAAACAAUUUUUCCUCCCCUCCUACGCUCCGGACGGCAGAAAUUUCCUCCAUGGGGGGAGUAUGGAUCUUUUCUGGAACGACCCAUUAUGUAUACUGUGGAUCUGCAUUGAAUAAAAUAGAGAUAAAUACAAAAUAAUACUGAAAUUGUGUUACUUCAAAUUUUCCAGCCAGUGUGUAGUUUUUUCCAAUAAUUUUUCAAAUAGCCAAAUUUAAAUUAUGGUUACCUGAGUCACUCACAGUGUGCAUGCAUAAUGGAAUAAUGCGAAUCUGAGUCCAGGACACUGUAUGUAUGGGAUGACAUAAUAAAUACAAGCCUAAACUUUUAUUUGUACUUCGAACAGGUGAGAAACUCCCAGAUUUAUGUACUGGUAGUACUACUAUAAAAGUCGAUAAAAAUCCUGUUACACAUGAAGAUCUCGAUAAGUAUGAUCAAGGUAUCAAAGAUGGCACUGGUAUCUGUGAUGAUACUGUUGACCCCCCUAAGAUUAGUGUAUCGGACUGCAGCAUCUACCAGGCGUGCAUUGAUGGUCUUCAAGCAAACACAAUGCUAAAUGACAACAUUGUUAAUUACCUGAUAGGGUAAGUUUACAUUUGUUUAAAGCAAAAGUUCCUGUUGAGUCAUUUUAAUAUAGGCCCAUGCAAAUGUACAUACCUUUAUACUAGUCAUGAUCCAGAUUACUGUAAAUUGUCUAUGUAUUGUAACAAUUAACCCACCAUUGCCACAAUUACAUUAGAUAUACCCCAAAUAUGCCUAAUUAGUUACAAGAAAUGUCCUGUCUAAUGCCUGGCAAAUGUUAACUUUGCUAUUGAUGGCUUAACAGUGUAUACCUUUUAUGAACACGUUCUUUAGGGAAACUCUAUGUAAUUUUCCUGUGGUGAGUACCUAUUGGUACACUGUAUUAUGUGGUGAACAAGAAGGAAAUAUUAAGAAAACCAGGUACUGUAUAUAUUAUGCAUGCAUGGUCAACAGAACUACAGGUACACAAUAGUUUGACCAGUAUGCAGAGGUGCCGGAAGAUUGAUAAUGGGGGGGGGGCAGAUAUUCAUGUUCACAGGCUGUGAUUUUAAAAUCUAAAUCUCAAUUUUAAAAGAAAUUAAUUGGGCAGAAGACGAAUAUAUGAAUAUCUGCCCCCCCCCAAUUAUCGAUCUUCCGGGGGCUCUGCCAGUAUGAGAAUAAAUUUUUGAAUCAAAAAAGUACCUUAAUGAUAGUUUUAGAUAGAUAUUUAUUGCUUAGAGUAAAAUAGUGUAACCUUUUUUAGAGAACAGAGGAAUAAACAGGCAGAGCAGUUUGUUUCACCAGAUAUGCUAGAGAAGGAUUACAUUUUUAUUCCUAUCAAUAGGAGGUCAGGAGUCAAUGUAAAUUAG
Molecule: messenger RNA, 1968 nt
Organism: Paramuricea clavata
Lineage: Eukaryota; Metazoa; Cnidaria; Anthozoa; Malacalcyonacea; Plexauridae
Source: the annotation of a GenBank genome assembly